Closterium sp. Yama58-4 is the source of this 2856-nucleotide messenger RNA. Lineage: Eukaryota; Viridiplantae; Streptophyta; Zygnematophyceae; Desmidiales; Closteriaceae. The record is from the annotation of a GenBank genome assembly.
AUGGCAGCUCAUCGUGCGGGAGCUCGCUUCCUCAUGAGCCCCGCCACUGAUGCCGAUCUAGUGGCAUCACAUGCAGCAGGCCCCAUGGUCUUCAUUCCUGGUGCCAUGACUCCCACUGAGAUCAUCACAGCGUCUCGUCUUGGAGCUCCUCUUGUCAAGCUCUUCCCAGCGCCCUAUGCAGGGGGGCAGGCACUUGUGAAGGCCAUGCACCGAGCAGUGCCAACUAUAGGGAUAGUGCCCGCGCAUGGCAUUCAGAUGGAUCUGAUCGAAGGGUACUUGGAAGCAGGGGCUGUUGCAGUUGUCCUUGCCCUCCGCGCCGCCAAACGCGGAGGGCGGUCCACACCUUGCGCCAAUCCCGCCGCAAUUCACUCCGCCCUCACCAGCACCCACUCCGCCGUAUCCCCCGCAUCUCCCGCUCCGCCCGCCUCCUUUUCCCGCGCCUUCACCACCAAUCCGAAGCUCCAUCUCCAGCCGCUCGAACCGCGAUUCGCGCGGCUCGCGCAGGACGUGCUGGACGGCAACCUGCACGCGCUGAGCCGCGCGAUCACGCUCUGCGAGUCCGUGCGCGAGUCGCACCGCCCGCAGGCCGCGGCGCUGCUGCAGCACGUGCUGGAGGCGGUGCGCGCGCGGAGGGCGCAGGCGGAGACGGCGCAGGGCGCGGGGAAGGCGCAGGGGGGGAUCUUCAAGAUCGGAAUCACGGGGCCGCCCGGCGCGGGGAAAUCGUCGCUGAUCGAACGCCUGGGCAUGCACGCAGUUGAGGACGACAGGCGAGUGGCAGUGCUAGCCAUCGACCCAUCGUCCCACAGCAGCGGGGGGUCCAUCCUGGGCGACAAGACGCGCAUGGAGCGCCUCUCCGCGCACCCCUCCGCGUUCAUCCGCCCCACGCCCUCGCGCGGGGAAGUGGGGGGCCUCGCGCGCAACACCGCUGACGCCGCGCUGCUGUGCGAGGCGAGUGGGUGCGAUGUACUGCUGGUGGAGACGGUGGGGGGCGGGCAGGCUGACGUGGCAGUGGCGCAGAUAACAGACAUGGUGCUGCUGCUGCUGCCGCCCGCUGGGGGGGACGAGCUACAGGGCAUUAAGAAAGGAGUGGUGGAGAUAGCCGAUCUGGUGGUGGUGAACAAGGCGGAUGGCGCCAUGGAAGGGGCAGCGCUGGCAGCGGUGGGCGAGUACAGCAAUGCACUGCACUUUGUGCACCCGCGCUAUGACUUCUGGAUGACCCCGGUAGUGGCGUGCAGCACGCGCACAGGGCUGGGCAUAGAGGACGUGUGGAAGAAGAUAGGAAAGUUCCAGGAAGCCAUGCGCUCGUCUGGUGAGCUGCAGCAACUGAGAGGCGUGCAGAACAAGGCACUGCUGUGGAGCACUGUGGAGGCGGAGAUACUGUACAAAUUUAGGUCGGGAGGCAAGCUUCAAGGGCUGAUGAGGUUCCGCACACCUCCUCUCGCGUUCCGCCCAUCCCCUCUAACCACUUCCUCCAGCAAACCAUUGUUCCUUGCCCCAUCCGCCUCUCUCUUGCUGAACAAUUAUAUCAGCUUCACUUCUCAUUUGAGACUUCCAGUGCUCUCUUCAAAGCUCCCAAUUGCUCUCGGAAAGCGUUCUGAUAGUGCGAUCCUGCGCCGCUCUGCGUUCCAGCAGCAGUACCAGCAGCAGCAGUCGUACCCUCUCUCCUCCCCCGUCUCUCCCAUCGUCGACCCCCCUGUUGACGGCGAGGCGGCGCUCGGCAAUGCGCUGCUCGCGGCGCAGAAUGCGAUAAUGGGGCUCGUGCGCCUCGUCGACGCCGUCAGCCAGAACCAGCGCGCCAUGCAGCAGCAGCAGCAGCAGCAGCAGCAGCAGCAGCGCCAGCAGGUCGACGCGCUUCAGCAGCUGCAGUCUUCCCUCGCCUUCUCCGUCCCCGCGCUCAACAAUCUGUCCCAGGCUCCCCUUUCCGCCCCGGCCCCCGCGCCACACCCGCUCAUCGCGCACGACUCGCCCGCCACGUCCUCGCUGUUCGCGCCCUCCCCAGCUCCAUCUGCUGCAACAUCCUUCGCGGCCUCCCCCGCGUCGUCCGAGGGUUCCCACCCGUCGUCUCUGCCUGUUCUUCAAAAGGUCUUUGCGAGGAAGCGCUCCCGCGGUGGUGACUCCGCCAAGGUUGUCCGUGGAAAGCGCGCCAAGCAGGAGCCGGUUUCUCUUGACGCUGCCGCGUGGUCUUCAGAGGAAGAAGACAAGGAUUCUGACUCUGAAGUUAUCGCGGCGCGCGACCAGGGUCCGCGGUACAAGGGCGUGCGCCAGCGCAAGUGGGGAAAGUGGGUGUCGGAAAUCCGCGAGCCUCGCAAGCGCACGCGCAUUUGGCUCGGCUCGUUCGACUCCCCCGAGGACGCCGCCCGCGCGUACGAUGUUGCCGCGCGCCUUCUCCGCGGAUCCAAGGCUUCGCUGAACUUCCCCGGCAGCUUUCAGCUGGUCCCGCUGCCGCCCGCCACCGCCGAGACGCUGCUGAAGGCGAGCCGCGAGGCCGCGAAGAUGUUCGACACGUCGGAAAUUGCUGAUGCUCUCGAAAAGUCCCUCCAGGGCCAGGCCAUUCACACCGCCGGCCUCUCGCUCCCGCUCCCGUCUCCCGCUUUCCCCCCUGCGCCUGCUUCGCCAGCGUCUCUUCCGGAGCUGGAGCCGUCGGCCGCAAUGGGCGGUGUGAAGUUGGAGGCGACGGAGAGCGAGACGAGCAGCGAGGAGGACGCGGAGUGCCUGGACGCGCUGCUGGCCGACCUGGCGCCGAUUGACAACACGGACAACAUCUUCCGCGACAUGCUUGAUGACUUCGAUGCGUUUGACGCGUCGCAGGUUGCUGCCACUGGUGAUGCGGAAUUCUUCGGCGUGUGGGCCAAUUAG